AUGUCCCUUCUCACCCACCUGCUUGCGUGUCUGUUCGGGAUGGGCUCCUGGGUCUCAAUCAACGGCCUGUGGGUGGAGUUGCCCCUCAUUGUCCCCCAGAUCCCAGAGGGUUGGAACCUUCCCUCCUACCUCUCCGUCCUCAUCCAGAUGGCAAACGUUGGGCCUCUCUUCGUCACCCUGAUGCACCGCUUCCGUCCCGGCGCCCUGAACGAAGCAGCCGCCAUAUAUGUGAUCAUCGGCCUGGGUACUGUGGCGAGCUUCCUGCUGGGCUUCUUCUGGAAGGAGACUGUCGUAGUGGCGGGUGUUCCUUGCAGUGUAGCUCUCCUUGUCUUAACGUUCUUCCUCGCUUCUGUUGACUGCACUUCCUCCGUCACCUUCCUGCCCUUCAUGAUGCGUCUCAAGACUCAGUACCUGACCACGUACUACAUUGGGGAGGGUUUGAGCGGCCUGCUGCCUGCUCUAGUGGCUUUGAUCCAGGGAGUUGGAGUGGUCCACUGCAUAAACAGCACCCAGUUUCUGAACCACACGCUGAACUCCUCGGACAGCUCUGUGAACUUUGACCUCCAGGCUCAGUAUCAGCCAGCCAACUUCUCCGCUGAGGUGUUUUUCUUCUUCCUCAGUGCCAUGAUGCUUGUGUGUCUGGUGGCAUUCCUUCUACUGAACUACCACCCGUCUGUGGCCAGGGAGCAUCCCAGCGGUCGAUACUCCAACGGGGUGAAGGAGAAAUCUCAGAGAAACAGGAAGUGGGCCGAGCAGAAGCCCGUGAUGGAGCCAUAUCAACCGGCAAACCAGAAGCCCAGAAGCAGCUUCGGCAGCGGAGCUUACAGCUGGACGCAGGUGAUUUAUAUCUUUGUGAUCCUGGCCUGGGCGAACGCUCUGACCAACGUGGUGCUUCCCUCGGUGCAGUCCUACUCAUGCCUACCAUACGGGAACAACGCCUAUCACUUAUCAGCCACCAUGGCUGCAGUGGCAAACCCUCUAGCCUGCCUCAUCACCAUGUUCUUCCCUAUAAGAUCUCUGCUGUUGAUGGGAGCUCUCACAGUGAUGGGCAGUGGAGUGGGAGCUUAUAUAAUGGGCAUGGCACUGCUGAGUCCAUGUCCACUGCUGGUUAAUGAAACGUCAGGUGUUGUCAUCAUGGUGUUGGCCUGGAUCCUGUUUGUGCUCACUCUGUCCUAUGUGAAGGUGAUCAUCGGGGUGAUCCUGCGCGACGAGGGCCACAGUGCUCUCGUGUGGUGUGGAGCUGUAGUGCAGCUGGGCUCUCUGCUGGGAGCUGUGACCAUGAUUCCAGUUGUCAACGUGUACACUUUCUUCUCUUCAGGAGACCCGUGCAACACAAAAUGUCCCUGAAUGAAGAAGCACAGAGAAGAGACUGGAGGCAGAUUCAGUAAAGCUUUGAACCAAGAUAUUAAUUUAAGGCGGUCUAUUAUUAUAAUUCUUUUUAAAUCACGAUUUAUUUCCUUUGAAACAUCUGAAUCUGAACCUGCCGUUUGAGAGCUUCCACUUGUUACAGAUAAAGCAAGCCCCAAAGACAGAGGUGCAUAAAUAAGUUAUAAUGUAGCCGUCCUGACCUGUAGCUGCGUCAGACAGGAGGAAACGUUUGCAGAUGUUGUGAAGAUACUCACCUACAAGUUAAAGUUUUGCAUUCAAACCCAUAUUUGAGUAAAACUAUGUAAGUAUUAUCAACUAAAUGUACAUAAAGUAUGAAAAGUUUUGAUUGAGCAGUAAAAUAUUCCCUGUCAGUGUUUUACUAUUAUAUAUGACGUUUCUGGAUUACUGAGUGUGUGUUAAUGUGUAUGUUGCAGUUUACUGCUGUAAAUGUUUAAGGUUGUGCUCAUUUUAAAUCCUUUAUAUACAGUUGGCUAGUUUAUUCGAUGACGGCUUCAAGGUCAAACAUGUUCGUUUUGUGCCCAUAAUAAACAAAAACAUCAUACAGUA
Messenger RNA from Cottoperca gobio, 1935 nucleotides. RefSeq names its product riboflavin transporter 2-like. The record is from RefSeq and is a predicted model, not a curated record. Bases 1 to 1347 code for a protein of 448 amino acids. Gene Ontology annotation, biological process: riboflavin transport. Gene Ontology annotation, cellular component: plasma membrane. Gene Ontology annotation, molecular function: riboflavin transmembrane transporter activity. The transcript has 3 exons. Lineage: Eukaryota; Metazoa; Chordata; Actinopteri; Perciformes; Bovichtidae.